AUGAAGCUAGAGUUUGGUGUUUUUUGUCGACCAGCUGAGGGCCCGGCCAACCGACCUGAUCGACCGAAACUGGAAUUUUCGGCGGAGUUUGACAUGGAUAUGAAGAACACUGACUGCUAUCUUCGCUUCGAUGAUUAUGAACGAUACAUUCGGGUGAGGAUCGGUGGCCAUGAUACAAGGAUCGCUCAGAGCGUGACCAUUGCCAUGGCAUCGAUCGAUCGGGUGUCCAUGGACGGGCCUUGGGUACUCUUUGAGCUCGCACAUAACGUCUCGUAUGAGACUGAAGAGAACUUCCCACCUGAGAAAGAUAUGGGAGUUGAAGUCAAGGAUGCGAUGUACCGCACCCGAAGAAAAGCAUUACUCGACCAUAAAUACGACUACAUGGAUUACAUUGUUGCGCAUGAGCGAGUGGCUCCAUAUGCGUCCAAAGUAUUGCGUCUCCUUAUCCUUCAUGAGGACUUGGAUAAGUUCUGCCGAGUAGCCAGAGAAGCACAACUUCCUUCCAUAAUUCCUCUCAAGAUAGGGGAUGUGCAAUCCGCUUCAACAUUCAAAUUGUACUCUCAAGACUAUCUCGAGAAAACUAGGCGUUGGAUACAGUCUCUUUCUUCUUGGGGGAUAGAAUAUCAAUUGGAAGCGAUUCUAUCGAACGGACUGUUGACUGCUGCGGAGAUCCAUGACCAACUCAGAAAGAUUCUUCAGCCUUUGAUUAAAAAGAAUCCUGGGGAAGCAGUCGAUGUCCUUCACCAUUUUAUUUCAGUUCUCAAGCGCUAUAUUGAUCAAAGGGACUACUCGCAUUCAUGCAAAAAGAUUUUCGGCGAAGCGGUGGAUGAGUUCUAUAGUGCCAAUGCCCGGACCUUGUUAAAUAAGGAGGGUCCGCAAGACUUCAUGUGCACACAGGUUGCUUUCACCCCUACGACUCGGUUUCUCACUGGCCCAUUUCCCGACAUGAGUAAUCGCGUUGUUCGCACCUUUUGGAAUCACCAGGACCACAUUGUGCGCGUUAAUUUCGCAGACGAGGAUCUGAUGCCGUACCGAUACAAUCGAGAUAUCAGCAAUGCUCAGUACAUCUUUCCCGGUGUGAGGGAUAUUCUUCGAGGGGGAUUCUGGAUUUCCGGCCGUCAUUUCCAAUUUUUGGGUUAUUCCAGUUCAUCGCUGCGCGAUCACACAUUCUGGUUUGUGAACCCCUUCCGAGUUGGGGACAUUCUGUGGAAUGCAGAAGCUAUCAGAAGCAGCCUGGGGGAUUUUUCGAUCAUCAGAGACCCCAACGGCAACGAGACAAGCAACGAGAAAACGAUUAAGUGCCCCGCCCGCUAUGGGGCCCGCAUUGCUCAAGCCUUCAGCGCAACGGAACCCUCAAUAGAGAUCAAACCAUCCGAAGUGCGACAUCUACCCGAUGUCGAGAGAAAUGGUUCUAUUUUUACAGAUGGGGUUGGGACGAUUUCCAAGGAAUUGGCGAAUGAAGUUUGGAAUCGUUUAUGUCAACGCCGACGCCGACGCACCCUAAUACAACCAAGCGUUUACCAAAUACGCUUCCAAGGAUAUAAAGGCGUGGUUGCUGUGGACCCAACUCUUGAGGGGAGGAAACUUUGUCUUCGUCCCUCAAUGAACAAGUUUUACUCGGAAAGUAGCUGGAACCUCGAGAUAUGCAAGCCUUUUGACCGUCCCUCAAUCGCACACCUCAACAGGCCCCUUGUCAUGUUAUUGGAAACGAAUGGUAUUGGAAAAGACGUUUUCCUCAAAUUCCAGCGUGAAGCGGUGAAGGAGGCCAAUUUAGUGGUAGACACUCCAUCCGACUUCGCACGAUUAGCUGCGUUCUAUGCUUUAGGGGGAUCAUUCUCAUUAGUUUUCCUCUUGAAUCAGUUGCAGGAACGACAAAUAUUCGACUUCUCGCGGUUCAAUGAGCAGGAAGAUGGCAUGCUUGGCUUUUUGCAGCGUAUAGCACAAAUAUCACAAGGGCAUAUUCUGCGCGAGUUAAAGCAUCAUGCCCGUAUCCCUAUUCGCGGUUCAUGGACCCUUGUUGGCGUCGCCGAUGAAUGGAAUGAACUAGAAGAAAGGGAGGUGUACGUUAAUGUCACCGAUCCCAACUCGGAGGCUGGGUCAGUCUGGUUGGAAGGAGAAGUGCUGGUAUCGCGCAGUCCUACAGUGCAUCGUGGCGAUGCGCAGUUCCACACGGCUAUAACGCCUCCCGAAGACAGCCCUUGCCGGGAACUAAAAAAUCUGAUCAUAUUUUCAGUGGAAGGUGAACGCUCUCCGGCUUCAUGUUUAGGAGGGGGGGAUCUCGACGGAGAUAUCUUUGUCGUCAUCACUCAAGAAAAGCUUCAUCCGAUCGCCGAUGUGGACCCAGCCGAGUACGCUGAAGUUAAGCGGAGAGAGCUCGACCAUGACUCUACCAUUGAUGAUGUGUGCGAUUUCAUCAUGGAGUACUUUAACUCGGAUUACAUAGGUUUAGUUGCUACCAACACCCUCAUCAUAGCCGACCAGAAUGAAGAAGGUCUUGGCCAUCCUGCUUGCGUGGAGCUUGCAAAUCUUCAUUCCCAUGCCGUGGAUUACCCAAAGAAUGGGAUUCCAGUCGAUAGAGACCGUAUCCCUAAGCCUAAAGGAUCACGGAAGCCGGACUGGAAUGCCGGGGAGUUGAGGGAUACACGUUCGCCGAGAUAUUACGAAAGCAAGAAGGCCAUUGGACAUUUGUUCCGUGAUAUAGAAGUCCCAGACUCCCCAAGACCCAGACGUGGCCUCCCUAUUCCACCAUUCAGGAGCAAGUCGCAAAAGACUGAAGAACCCCCACCUCCACCUCCCCAGUGGCCGGGGAAGGAGAUUUCUGAGCGGCGAUUGGCGAGCGAAAGUUUCCCAGCCUUGAGCUCCUCAUCUGCCCCCAAAAGGAAGCCUUUGUCUACACCAUGGGGCAAGUCUCAAGGAGCAAUUGCAGGUACUCGUGCCAAGAUAGCGGCACCGGUCUGGAAAACUCCAAGUCCGCAUAACCUUGGCUUGGGCUCAGCUCGAGGAGUCACUGUCUCACCACGACCACCCCCACCUCCUGGACUGUCGUCGUCUUCGGGCAUUUCGCCACCACCGGGGAUCCGAAGGCCACUGGCACCAGGGCUUACUUCGUCUUCAGCGCCUAGGGGACCAAUGUCCCCCGCGGAAUCACCAUCACCACUUCCACCGUGCGACCCUGAGACAGUGUUGAGCCGUCUGAGUGAACUCGCCUCUCCCUACCUAGGGGCUGAUGCUGGCGAAAAAUUGGUAACACCUAAAGACAUAAUAGAACUUCAAGAGAUCUAUGGCCGCUUCGUCGUGGAUCUUCAGAAUAUCAGCGUGGCGCAGUCUCUGGGCGAGUCAUUAAUGGAAGAAGAGCUCGUCGCAGGCACUAUCAUUGCAAGAUGUUCACAAAACCGGAGACGCCGCGAACUUGCCAUUCGUAUGCGCAGCCUUACAUCACGAUUGGUUACUGAAGUUCGCAAUAUUAUAUCCAAGAGGGAUACUAUCCCUUUGGAGUACCGGUUGAGGCGUGCGUUGGCCGCUUACCGGGUUGCAGCCAAAGACGCACAUGACCAUGCUUGGGGUUCAUCGGCCAUGUGCACUGUUGCACUUACUGCGUUCUGCGAUACGCUUAAAUUGUUGGAUGGCAAUAGCGACCCAACUGCCGAUGCCCAGCUCGUCGGAGGGGAACAUCUGUUGGACUUGGAGACUCCAUGA
Messenger RNA from Cantharellus anzutake, 3696 nucleotides. RefSeq names its product RNA dependent RNA polymerase-domain-containing protein. NCBI's taxonomy places the organism in Eukaryota, Fungi, Basidiomycota, Agaricomycetes, Cantharellales, Hydnaceae. Gene Ontology annotation, cellular component: nuclear RNA-directed RNA polymerase complex. Gene Ontology annotation, biological process: siRNA processing. The coding region runs from base 1 to 3696 and encodes 1231 amino acids. The record is from RefSeq and is a predicted model, not a curated record. Gene Ontology annotation, molecular function: RNA-directed RNA polymerase activity. The transcript is spliced from 13 exons.